AUGAUGUAUUUCGCAAACUCAAAUGCGCAGUUCUUCAACGAGACAGAUCUACGGAAAGCUAUCGACAAAUAUGACGUCAGCAUGUCGAUAAAGCCAGCCGUAGAGAGAAAGAAGCGAUGGGAUAUAUGGGGAGGACUCUAUUAUGCUGGAACCAUCUACACAACAAUCGGUUAUGGCGAUCUGGCUGCUGUAACGUUUUGGGGUCGUGUGUUCACGAUGGUGUACGCGAUAUUCGGCAUUCCGAUGGUGAUCACAAUUCUUAACGACUGGGGCACAAUCAUGUUCAAGACCGCAAACAGUGAGUUCGACCCUCCCUCUUCCACAAUUCAACGCGCAUCGAGCGUCAUCAAUUGGUUUCAGAGAUAUGGAAGAAGGUGCCAUCGUGCACGUCAAUGA
Ostertagia ostertagi is the source of this 396-nucleotide messenger RNA. The record is from the annotation of a GenBank genome assembly. NCBI's taxonomy places the organism in Eukaryota, Metazoa, Nematoda, Chromadorea, Rhabditida, Trichostrongylidae.